Myotis brandtii (Brandt's bat) is the source of this 1665-nucleotide messenger RNA. Its product is annotated as apolipoprotein L2-like. The transcript is spliced from 7 exons. Gene Ontology annotation, biological process: lipid transport; lipoprotein metabolic process. Gene Ontology annotation, molecular function: lipid binding. The coding region runs from base 516 to 1544 and encodes 342 amino acids. Gene Ontology annotation, cellular component: membrane; extracellular region. Lineage: Eukaryota; Metazoa; Chordata; Mammalia; Chiroptera; Vespertilionidae. The record is from RefSeq and is a predicted model, not a curated record.
AUUUACCCAGGAUCCCACUGUCUGUCUGUGGCAGGUGUUCCUUCUAGAAACCUGAGGGAGGCAGGAUGGGCUGAGCGGUGAAGGACCUGGGAGGUCAGACCUGGGGUUGCUCUAAGGCGUCAGCAGGCAGGGUGGGGCUUGCCUGGCGCAGUGCAGGUUGGGUAAUGUGGUUGAUCGUGAGCUUCUCAGAACCUGGGCAUUUGCUUUUGGUUUUGCUUUCCAGAUACCUUGGACCCAGAGGUUUUUGUGCAGACACAGCUGCGGAGUGGAUGUGCACAGCUAAGAACAAGUGGGUCUUGUCUUAAAUCUUCCAGCGGGAGAUUCUAGGACAGAUGUAAUGGUACCUACAGCCUUCAAGGAGCCUCCGGUGCAGGAAGCAAAGUGCCUGGCAGCAGGACAAGGGGACUGUCACUGGGCUUGGAGUGGGCUGGAGUGAGGGUGAAGCAACACCUCCUUCCAGCUGGACACAGACUGGUGAGCUGAAGGGGAAACUCUCAGAUCCCACUGCUGACACCAUGACCUCAGAAGCUGACGGGAUCUGCCCAGAGGGCGAAGACUUUGUUGAUGUGGUUGAGUAUUUAAUGGACCCAAGGGACAAAGAGAAACUGCAGCGCCUGCUGAGUGAUGAAUCCUGGGAGAGAUUUGUGGCUGCGGCCGAGCUGUCCUGGGAUAAGGCAGAUGCACUCUAUGCAGACUUGAGCGAGCUGGAAGCACUCAUGGCCGAGGAGGACAAAGACAUGCCCUCAGCAGAGCAGCUGCAUGGGGAGAGCUUUAUGAAGGAGUUUCCUCAGGUGAAACAGGACCUUGAGGAACGCAUACGAAAGCUCUACGCACUUGCGGAUGAGGUUGACAAGGUGCACAAGGAUUGCACCAUCUCCAAAGUGGCGGCCUCUUCCACCGGCGCUGUGUCUAGCAUCCUGACCAUCGUUGGCCUGUCUCUGGCACCAUUCACAGCAGGGGCUAGUCUGGUGCUUGCGGCAACUGGGGCGGGACUGGGGGCAGCAGCUGCUGUGACCGGUGUGACCACUGGCAUCGUGGAGUUCUCUAAGAACAAGUCAGCAAAAGCCAAAGCCAGCCGCCUAGUGCCAACUGGCAGUGACACAGAGAAGGUGGUCGAGAAGGUUCUAAGUCGCAGCACACCCAAAAUUGCUUCCUUAGCAGUGAAGUGCUACCAAUCCGUGAAAAAUAUUGUGAAGAAUGCUUGUGCCUUCAAUCUGGUCAAAUCCAAUCCUCUCUUAGCAGCUGAGGCCACAAGCGUCGUGCGCACGGGGACAAUGUCAGCCCAAUGCAGCAAUCAGCUGCAGAAAGCUUUUGGAGGCACUGCUCUGGCCAUAAGCAAAGGAGCCAGGGUCUUUGGUAUCGCCGCUGCAGGUGUUUUCCUUCUCAUGGAUGUAGUGAACAUAGUGCAAGAGUCAGUGCACUUACAUAAGGGCGCAAAGGGUCAGUCAGCUAAAGAGUUGAGGCAGCAGGCCCAGGAACUGGAGAGGAGAUUGGAAGAACUCACCCGCAUUCACGAAAGUCUACAGGAGGACCUGACUUCAUGAUCCCCAGACAGAGCAGGGAGCAGGGGUGUGUGGGAGACAAAGGCAUGGACUGACCUUGUUAGGAAGCAUAGUAACCUCCAUCUUGGGUAAAAACGGCUGUUUAAAUCUUUAACCCUGCUAU